AUGACGUUCGCGGAAACGAACAGUCGGCUUGACCAAGAACGCCGUGCCAAGUUCUGUGGCGUAGCUUCCAUCCGUGUAAACGCUUUAUGCUUCGCUGGGCCGAGAUGGACGACCGAGCUGGCCCCAGAAAGGCGAAUUCUCGAGCCAUUCAAGCGCAAGUUUCGCGAGGAAAAGGGCUUUCGCGCAGACGAGCAUCGGCACCACGCGAAGGCUAUCAUAAGCCCAGAACUCUUAGACUCUUGUCUUCGCAAUGCCAAUAUAGAGGCCCAGAGGCUUCGAGAAGAGACAGAGCCUCAUGUAGAACUUGAGCUACCACCAAACACCCAGCUGCAGUGCCUGCAACAGGGCGAGAAGGCGUUGGCAGCUUGUGAGGCAUUUGAUGGUGCCCAAACCCGCUGGAUAGUAGAUCUCUAUCUAGAAGACCUCAGCGAUGACUUGAGAAGGUUGUUUCUUGAGGAGCACGACUAUCGGGAAGCGCCGAGCGAUGGAGAGUUUUAUCGCAAGAUUCGUGAAUAUCAAGGUGUUCACGGACAGAAGAAUCAAUACUUCGAGCGAUUAUGGCUUGGGCAGCUCUCAGCUCUAUCAAAGAACCGGAGGAACCUCUUUGAACAGCUGAGCCGUAAUAAGGCCUUCCUAGAAGCUUUCGACGACUUGUUAAUCGUCCCUGCUCUGUUCAGUGGCUUUAGGCUCACGGUGAUACAUCAAAUGAUGAGUUUGAGAUGUGAAGAGCCGAUCAUCGCCUACCUGCGAUGUAUAGGACAGACGUGGAGGACAAUAUGUGGGGAUGACAAGAAUAAAAUGGAGAAAAUUGAUGCAGACACGAUUCGGGCGUUGCAGGGGAUGGCCCCUGGGGCCUGUCAGUCAGACCAUUCCUCCCUUCUAGACAAGUUGAGAAGUGGCCACAUCCUUGGGGGGUUCACCGAGCAAGCGCGAGGGGAAAUGUGGUCCCAAAUUUGUACAGUGUCUAGGCACACUUUGAUCCCUUCCCUUCAUACCUUUUUCGAAGAUUUGAAGUAUCUCAAGUGUGCUACCGAUAGUCUGAGAAGGUUGCUGCAUCUAGGCCCACGAGACACUAUCGAUGGUUGUUUAGAAAGCAUGUUGACAGACGGAAGUGCGAACCAGCACCAAUGUAUAAUACAAUUCUCGGAUUCUGAGUACAAGCUUUUGCCCGGGCACGCAGCGACUCGAUUCGCUUUGGGCUGUCGUCAGCUGUGGCUGGCCGCCUUUCGCAUCUAUCAAGACCUACCAGCUGAACCACAGAAGGCACAUAUUCGAGCCAAGCCACGCAAGAAAGGGGAUGAAGUAACGCUCUUCCGCUUAGCCGAUCUCGCUUCCCGGCUUGGGUUUACAUCAGAGCCAAUAAGGAAUAUACUUCAGCAUUCACCAUCACGACAGGUUGCCCGAACAGCUCUUCUGGCCGUCAUAAAGCCGGGACGAUAUAUGUACAAGAACCUCGAGGGUGUAGUUGAUCAGAUCACGGGAGUCUUCGAAAGUGCAGAAUUAGUACCUCUAUCAGAAGCAUCCUCCAGCACUCAGACUAGCGGCCAGAACGAAGGCCCAAUAAGGUGGGGUUUACCUCACAACAUUGACCAUGAGCGGGACAGGGAGUCGCUGUUUCUCCCGAAUCUCCAUGCAGAGCUGAUGAGCCCUUUCCCGCUGAUGACGUCAAUCUUCGUACGCCGCUCCGUGUACUUUGCUUUCUUUGGUCGCGAGCUCCCGCCUGGAGUUCAACUUGAUAAUUUGCUUACAGCUACGGAUCUGACCGACACUAUCAUGGCAGAGAUAGUGCCAAGAGCAGAGCGGUCUGAGAGCGAGGAUACGGCGGGGCAGGAGGGGCAAACCAAGCUAAAUAAACUGAACAAAACAGGACAGUCCAAGCUAGAUACGCUAGACGAGGUUAUUAAAGAGCUCAAAAAACGGCAAGCCGAGCUAAGUAAACUAGAUACUUCAGUUGAAGAACGGCAUGCAGAGAUACGCGGGCUGGACAAGAAACUGAAACGGCAGGUGCGACAUCUUUUGAGUUUGCAACAGCAGAUCAAGGUGAAAGAACGCAGCUAUGUAUGGGGCAAAGGAAAAUUACGCCUCGUUGACGGAACACAGGCAAUGUCGGAGACAUCCAGCGCAGGAACGACAGUGCAACGAAAGAACCAGGACCAAAACAGCUCUAACACAUCUGGUACGGGAGUGCGCGAUGGUUUCCCCAGAAGAUCGCCACAGCGUUCAAGGCCUGUUGAAAUACGGCAGCAUAAAUCACAGCAUCUGCGUAAGAGACAAAGGAUGAGCGACUUCGAUGCUGAAACCUAA
This is a messenger RNA of Microdochium trichocladiopsis, 2304 nucleotides long. RefSeq lists its product as uncharacterized. Bases 1 to 2304 code for a protein of 767 amino acids. The record is from RefSeq and is a predicted model, not a curated record. The transcript is spliced from 4 exons. NCBI's taxonomy places the organism in Eukaryota, Fungi, Ascomycota, Sordariomycetes, Xylariales, Microdochiaceae.